Trichomonas vaginalis G3 is the source of this 879-nucleotide messenger RNA. Its product is annotated as ADP-dependent NAD(P)H-hydrate dehydratase protein. The transcript has a single exon. Bases 1 to 879 code for a protein of 292 amino acids. Gene Ontology annotation, biological process: metabolite repair. Gene Ontology annotation, molecular function: ATP-dependent NAD(P)H-hydrate dehydratase activity. NCBI's taxonomy places the organism in Eukaryota, Parabasalia, Trichomonadida, Trichomonadidae. The record is from RefSeq and is a predicted model, not a curated record.
AUGGAAAAUUUUACACAAUACAUUCCAAAGCUUACAUUUAACAAGUAUAAAGGAUAUGGAGGAAAAGUUGCUGUGGUAGGUGGAUGCUUUGAGUACACUGGCGCACCAUUUUUUGCAGCACAUUCAAUCCUUCGCGCUGGUGGUGAUUUAUCACAUAUCUUUUGCAUGAAAUCGGCAGCAACAGCCAUUAAAUCAUAUGCUCCUGAAACAAUUGUUCAUCCUGCAUUACCAGAACCUGAUGAAUUUGAUUAUAUUCCUAAAGCUCUGGAAAACGUAACAAAAUGGUAUUCAGCUGUUGAUUCCUUUGUCAUUGGCCCCGGACUUGGCCGAAAUGAAGCAACAAUGAAAUUCACAACUGAACUUAUUUCGUUUUUGAAGACUAGUCAGCCUACAAAACCAGUCAUCUUAGAUGGCGAUGCAUUGUUCCUCGUUUCAACUAAUCCAGGAUUCGUUUCUGGUUGCAAACAUUUCAUAUUAACUCCAAACGGUGGUGAAUACAUCCGUCUUUGCAAUGGAGUUAACAUUCCUAAGGACUCCCCUGUACUUACUUUAUCAGAAAAGCUUGGUGGAGUCAAUAUCUUCGCCAAAGGUCUAAUUGAUCGCUUUACUGAUGGAGUGAAAGUAGAAGAAUUCAAAUUCCAAAGUUCUCCUCGUCGUGUUGGUGGCCAGGGCGAUCUUACGGCCGGAAUUUGGGGAUUAUUUGCAUCAUACUCUCCAAAUAACUUAUUUGAAGCAGCAGGAGCUGUAUCAGAGAUUGUGAAGAAAGCAGCUCUCUUCGCCUUCAAUAAACACAAACGAUCUACAAUAACAACCGACAUAUUAAAUGAAAUCGAGAAUGUUAUACCAGAAUCAUGGUAUGCAGUUAGCGAGUCUAUGUAA